This is a messenger RNA of Chara braunii, 1981 nucleotides long. The record is from the annotation of a GenBank genome assembly. Lineage: Eukaryota; Viridiplantae; Streptophyta; Charophyceae; Charales; Characeae.
ACGCUACUAYAGACUUCUGUGUUCAACUCGGGACGUGCAGCUGCGUGAGAUUGUUUUCGUGGAAGUGGGUGUGCUGACGUGGUGGUUUCCUCAACUAUCCCGUCGCUUGCUCCGAGGGUGGUCCCAYGCACACCCGCGUCAACGUUCUUUGUCGUCCACUCCACGCGAUCUCCAGUCAGCAGUGGAGGCAUUGGUAGUCGACCCCAACACGGGUGUGGCGAAAGGUGCCGCCUUUCGUUAUUGUUUGCCCCUUGUUGAAGUUGGCAAGUGGGCGAUGGAUUGCAGACGUUUGACGGGUGAUGUCGACGUCGGUUUCAGCGGCGGUGAUGACAUGCACGGCGGACAGCUGCAUGCACGGCCCCAUCAAGAAGGCACGAGCAUGGCUGCAGGCUUCGGCAUGUCGUCACCACCCAUAGAGAGCAUGCCCAUGGGUGGCAGGCAUUGGUCUCCCCAAUGCAGCCAGGGCGCAGGGAGGUUGUUCGGUGCGCGGUGUUCUCCAUCUCCAUCGGAGGGCGUUGACACGGAUGCCUCUUGGAAUCGGUCGAACAGAAGGUCCGUGUCCCCGAAGACUCGUGUGGAAUCACCGUAUGAUGAAGGCCCGGGCGCCUCUCAAGCAAUCGACAAAGAUGGUCAGGCAGAGCAAGGAAGUGUCAUUCCCAUGGUCGCAAGUUCGACAGGCGGGCAGGGUGAUGUUAACAGCCAGGGUGCGGGAGGUGGAGCGGUCGGCGGACGAAUUGCAAAUGGCUGCCCGCCAGCUCAAAAGAGGCCAAGCGUCCCAUGGACGUUGGACGAGCGGGUGAAGCUUGCGAUUUUGAUGGGUGAGAAUGACGCCCUUAUGGCGGAUGCUAACGGCCAACACCGAUUCAAGCAGAGGAAAGACCAGUAUGCAUGGGUGAAUGAUAGGAUGGUGGAUGCUGGCUUCAAACAACGAACCGGUGAAGACUGCCGCAAGAAAUGGUCGAACAUGCGAGCGACGGCCAAGCUCAUCUGGGAUCUAAAUCGGCCAUCAAUUAGGUGUGACAAUACGCUGGCCUCGGAGAACCUUGCGGGCGGUGGAACAGAUGCACUGCCGGCGGGAGCAUCAGACGGAAGAUGCGCGGAGGAGUCGGAUACUUCCGCUAAAUCGAGGCGGACAACCAACAGGAAGGCGAGAAAGGAAGAUGCCGGCAACAACGUUUCGAGUUUGGGCAGGGGCCGCAGGGCCAUGGAUGAUUCAACUCGAUCUUACUGCAAUGGCCUAGACAAAGCGGUCACCACCCUUGCCAAAGCUACCGCAGACGAGGGCAAUGCAAUCGCUGCUUGGAUAGGGGACGUGGCCGACGCAAUGCAGCGUGGCAACAAUGUUCUAGAGUUGCUAGUGGGUGUUCUCGCUCGGAGGGGGGUGAACGGAGGUGACAACGGCGAAGGCCAUCGGUAUAUGGACCCUUCGUCGAGGUCUACGAUGAUGACAAAUCUCAUCUUCACGGCGACGAUGAUGAUGAUGAUGUUGAUGAUGAUGAUGAUGAUGAUGAUGAUGAUGAUGAUGACGAUAAUGAUGAUGAUGGAAAUGAUGGUUGACGAGGACGACGACGAUGAUGAUGAUGAACAUGGAGAUGAUGAUGAUGAUGACGAAGACAAUGAUGAUGAUGAUGAUGAUGAUGAUGAUGACGAAGACAAUGAUGAUGAUGAUGAUGAUGAUGAUGAUGAUGAUGACGAUGAUGAUGACGAUGAUGAUGAUGACGACGACGAUGAUGAUGAUGAUGAUGAUGAUGAUGGUGAUGAUGAUGGUGAUGAUGAUCAUCAUCAUCAUCAUCAUCAUCAUGAUGGUAAUGAUGAUGAUGAUGAUGAUGACGAUGAUGAUGAUGAUGAUGAUGAUGAUGAUGAUGAUGAUGAUGAUGAUGAUGAUGACGACGAUGACUGAAUCCAUCUACUGGAGGAGGUGACGAAUGGUCAUUCGGACGUUUUUUCGAGCUUUGCGACGGAGACCUUUUUGUGCCAUCGU